AUGGGCGCGUUCCCAUCUCACGAUGCCCCUGAGUUGCUGUACACAACACUGGUCACACGGCCCACAACAGAAACCCGCGUAGAGAUUUGUCUCGUGCCACUACUACCUCGCUUCUUUAAUGACGGGCAUAAGAAACUCAAGAGGAAGCUCAGCGACCUCCUUAUGCGUAAGUUAUCACACCUGUCACCAACAGCGUCAGGAGUAGCCGCAGCGAAUAGCAACACGGCUGGCACACCAACAGCAGCAUCAGGUGGAAAUGGAAGUGGAAGCACAACGGCGAAUGCCGCCAAGCGGCAGGAUCAGGCAGGAGGUACCGCAUUGGUGGAUUACAUAAUGUCCUGUACAGAGUCUUUUUUCUUUGUGAACACCAAAGUGGCUGUGGGAAAGAAAGAUGGCGCACAUGAUCAUCAACAACAACAAAAACCUCAUAUGAAAGAGAAAGGAGGUAAUACGGGAUCUACAUCAACAUCUGCAGCAAAUUCCGGAACGGAAACAGCAACUUCCCAGCAACAACAACAACAUUCUGGUUCACACCACGCAUCUCAUCAUUCUACACCAUCUCUUAUGCGUCCAGUACCUUUUGCGGUGUGUAUUUUAGAGCCAGAUAACUCAAGUACGGAGUCUAACACAUCCACAUCUAAUCAACAGAAUUCUUCAAGCAAGCAACAACAACAACAACAACAUCAAGCGCAAAAUAACCAUACAGUUCUUAUCAAGGGUAGACGUCUACAUCUUGUGGGAUUUGUUUCUUGCUGUAUGGAUAGACAAAUGUCGCAAAUCAACACUUCAAAUUCUCCAAAGUUACACGCCCUUAAUGGUGGAGGUAGCAAUUCGGGUUCUUCUUCUUCUGCACCCGCUGGUACCAUGGGAGCUUCUUCAUCUGGAGAUUCUAAACAGCCAACAUACCCUGUUGUUUUAGAUGUAAUCUUUGAUGACGUGGAAGCACACGGUUACUUAACAGAGUCUGUGGUGUUAUUAGCAUCCUUUGCAUUUCGCAAACAAUUUGUAGAUAGCUGUGCUCUUUACUUUCCUGUGGGUGAUAAUGAUGUGGAGGUUGCAUUUGACCGUCAGAUGGAACGUUUACAGUUGCGACUUGUACUACGUCAUGAUGUUUACCGUGACUUACGUAUAUUCUAUUCUCACUAUACACUUUUAGAUAUGAUAAAAGAACUUGAAAUGCAUAAAGUUCCACCCACACACUUUUCCUUAUAUGAAAAUAAUUAUGGUGAGUAUGGAAUGGAGGUAACAUUCAGUAAUAAAUUUCUAGCUCGCUGGAUGCGAUUUGUUGAAAAGAAAAUGACUGUCGACUCUGUAAAUGGUUAUUAUGUUCGUUGUGUGACUUCGGAUCUACUGCAGGAACGUUAUCGCCUAAUGCAGGAACGACAAGACAGUGGAGCCUUUCUGGAGGAGGAGGAAGAUGAUGAACGCCUCUUUGGCGGUGCCUUACUCUCUGUUGCCCUCAAGCAGUGGCUGGUGGCGGGAUCGCAGUCGCUUCUCCACCAACAAAUGCAGCACCCGGCGGCGGCCCCGGCGAUGAUGUUCCCCGGCGGCCCGGCGACGGCGGUUCCCGCGGGUGUUGGCGUUGGCCCGGCGGUGCCCGGCGGGGUGGGGGUCGGCCUCGGCGGGUUUUGGCCGCAGAUGUCGAUGGUGUUGGGCGCCCCGCCGAGUUGGCCCGCCGGCGUCGUGCCGUUCAACCCCGCCGCCGCGCCAAUGGCGUCCGUGAUGAACCCGCCGCCGUCCUUCGUCGUCCCCGGCGGGCGGCCGCAGAUAUUUUACGCGGCCCCGCAGGGCGGAUCGGCCUUCGUCGCCCCGGGCGGCAUGCACAUUGUGCCCUCCGCCGCCGGGCCCUACGGCGUGAUGGCCGCCGCCCCGCAGCAGCAGCAGAUUGUCUACGUCCUGCCAGGCGGGCAAUUGGCGCAGGCCGCAGCUCCACCGCCACCUCCUCCUCCACCAGCACAGCCGCAGGCAACAGCAACAGCAGGAGCAGCUCCAGCAACAACAACAACAACAAACACAACCGCAAACACAACCACAACAACAGCUACCACAGCAACAGCAGCGGUUGCUGGAGGAGGCGCGCCUCUUGCUGCCUAUCCACAAACUGGCAUGCCGCAGGUGUAUUAUGCGGCGCCAGCGACGUAUGCGGUUUCGUAUCAGCCGUACAUGUAUCAGCAACCACCACUGCCACCACCACCACCGCCGCAACAGCAACAGCAACCGCAACAACAGCAGCAGCAGCAGCAGCAACAAUAG
Molecule: messenger RNA, 2253 nt
Organism: Trypanosoma theileri
Lineage: Eukaryota; Euglenozoa; Kinetoplastea; Trypanosomatida; Trypanosomatidae
Exons: 1
Coding region: 1-2253 (750 amino acids)
Source: RefSeq, a predicted model, not a curated record